Molecule: messenger RNA, 3081 nt
Organism: Lepus europaeus (European hare)
Lineage: Eukaryota; Metazoa; Chordata; Mammalia; Lagomorpha; Leporidae
Gene: SKOR2
Product: SKI family transcriptional corepressor 2
Exons: 7
Coding region: 1-3081 (1026 amino acids)
Biological process (GO): negative regulation of transcription by RNA polymerase II; negative regulation of BMP signaling pathway
Cellular component (GO): transcription regulator complex; nucleus
Molecular function (GO): SMAD binding; DNA-binding transcription factor activity, RNA polymerase II-specific; RNA polymerase II cis-regulatory region sequence-specific DNA binding
Source: RefSeq, a predicted model, not a curated record
AUGGCUUCCAGCCCGCUACCUGGGCCCAACGACAUUCUGCUGGCGUCGCCGUCGAGCGCCUUCCAGCCCGACGCGCUGAGCCAGCCGCGGCCGGGCCACGCCAACCUCAAGCCCAACCAGGUGGGCCAGGUGAUCCUUUACGGCAUUCCCAUCGUGUCGCUGGUCAUCGACGGGCAGGAGCGCCUGUGCCUGGCGCAGAUCUCCAACACGCUGCUUAAGAACUUCAGCUACAACGAGAUCCACAACCGCCGCGUGGCCCUGGGCAUCACGUGCGUGCAGUGCACGCCGGUGCAGCUGGAGAUCCUGCGGCGCGCCGGGGCCAUGCCCAUCUCGUCGCGCCGCUGCGGCAUGAUCACCAAGCGCGAGGCCGAGCGCCUCUGCAAGUCGUUCCUGGGCGAAAACAGGCCGCCCAAGCUGCCGGACAACUUCGCCUUCGACGUGUCGCACGAGUGCGCCUGGGGCUGCCGCGGCAGCUUCAUCCCCGCGCGCUACAACAGCUCGCGCGCCAAGUGCAUCAAGUGCAGCUACUGCAACAUGUACUUCUCGCCCAACAAGUUCAUCUUCCACUCGCACCGCACGCCCGACGCCAAGUACACGCAGCCCGACGCCGCCAACUUCAACUCGUGGCGCCGCCACCUCAAGCUCACCGACAAGAGCCCCCAGGACGAGCUGGUGUUCGCCUGGGAGGACGUGAAAGCCAUGUUCAACGGCGGCAGCCGCAAGCGCGCGCUGCCGCAGCCCGGCGCGCACCCCGCCUGCCACCCGCUCAGCUCCGUCAAGGCGGCCGCCGUGGCCGCCGCCGCCGCCGUGGCCGGGGGCGGGGGCCUGCUGGGCCCGCACCUGCUGGGCGCGCCCCCGCCGCCGCCGCCGCCGCCGCCCCUGGCCGAGCUGGCGGGCGCGCCGCACGCGCACCACAAGCGGCCGCGCUUCGAGGACGACGACGACUCCCUGCAGGAGGCGGCCGUCGUGGCCGCCGCCAGCCUCUCCGCGGCCGCCGCCAGCCUCUCGGUGGCCGCGGCCUCUGGCGGCGCCGGGGCGGGCGGAGCAGGUGCGGGGGGCGGCUGUGUGACCGGAGUCGGCGUCGGCGCCGGGGCGGGGACGGGCGCGGCGGCCGGCGCCAAAGGCCCGCGCAGCUACCCGGUCAUCCCGGUGCCCAGCAAGGGCUCGUUCGGGGGCGUGCUGCAGAAGUUCCCGGGCUGCGGGGGGCUCUUCCCGCACCCCUACACCUUCCCGGCCGCCGCCGCCGCCUUCGGCUUGUGCCACAAGAAGGAGGACGCGGGCGCCGCGGCGGAGGCCCUGGGGGCCGCGGCCGCCGGUGCGGGCGGCGCGGGCGCAGCGCCCAAGGCCGGCUUGUCCGGCCUCUUCUGGCCCGCAGGCCGCAAGGACGCCUUCUACCCGCCCUUCUGCAUGUUCUGGCCACCGCGGACCCCCGGCGGGCUGCCCGUGCCCACAUACCUGCAGCCGCCGCCUCAGCCGCCCUCGGCUCUCGGUUGCGCGCUGGGGGACAGCCCGGCCCUGCUGCGCCAGGCCUUUCUGGACCUGGCCGAGCCCGGCGGCGCGGCGGGCAGCGCCGAGGCCGCGCCGCCGCCGCCGCCGCCACCACCGCCGCCGGGCCAGCCGCCGCCGGGGGUAGCCAACGGCCCGGGCUCCGGCCCGCCGCCUCCGGCCGGGGGCCGCGACGCGCUCUUCGAGUCGCCCCCGGGCGGCAGCGGCGGGGACUGCAGCGCCGGCUCCACGCCGCCCGCGGACCCCGGCGCAGCGUCCGGGGCAGGGGCUGCGGCCGCCGGAGCGGGCCCCGCGGGCGCCCGGGUGCCCGCGCCCCACCACCCGCACCUUCUGGAGGGGCGCAAGGCGAGCACCGGAGGCUACCACCACUCGAGCGCCUUCCGCCCGGUGGGCGGCAAGGACGACGCGGAGAGCCUGGCCAAGCUGCACGGGGCGUCGGCGGGCGCGCCGCACUCGGCCCAGGCGCACCACCACCACCACCACCACCACCACCCGCACCACCACCACCACCACCACCCCGCGCAGCCGCCGUCGCCGCCGCUGCUGCUGCUGCCCCCGCAGCCCGACGAGCCGGCCUCCGAGCGCCAUCACCCGGCCCCGCCGCCGCCGCCCCCUCCGCCGCCGCCGCCGCCGCUGGCCCCGCAGGUGCACCCCCGGAGCCUGCUGUCCCCCGGGGGCACCAGCUGCAGCUACCCCAGCGAGGACAGCUCGGAGGACGAGGACGACGACGAGGAGGAGGAGCAGGAGGUGGACGUGGAGGGCCACAAGCCCCUGGAAGGCGAGGACGAGGAGGAGGAAGGUCGAGACCCUGACGACGACGACGACGAGGAAGACGAGGAGCCGGGGGUCCUCCUGGGGGACCCCUUGGUCGGGGGCGGCCGCUUCCUGCAGGGCCGAGGGCUGUCGGAGAAGGGCAGCAGCCGGGACCGCGCGCCGGCCGCCGCGGGCGCCUUCCCACUCGGGCUCAACUCGUCGCGGCUGCUGCAGGAGGACGCCAAAGUGGGGGACCCGGGCGGCGCGGACCUGCCCCCGCCGCCGCCGCCGCCGCCCCUGGCCCCGCAGAAGGCGAGCAGCGGCGGCAGCAGCCCGGGCAGCCCCGGCCAGCACCCGUCCCUGGAGGAGCAGCCCUCCUACAAAGAUAAUCAGAAAACUAAGGAAAAUAACCAAGUGAUUGUAUCCACAAAGGAUGACAACAACUUUUCAGAUAAGACCAAGGAGCAUAGCUUUUUCAUCACAGACUCCGACGCUUCGGGAGGAGACUUUUGGAGAGAAAGAUCAGGUGAACACACACAAGAAGCCAGCUCACCUCAUACACUCAAGAAGGAUGUAGAAAACAUGGGGAAAGAAGAACUUCAGAAGGUUUUAUUUGAACAAAUAGAUUUACGGAGACGACUGGAGCAAGAAUUCCAAGUGUUAAAAGGAAACACAUCUUUCCCAGUGUUCAAUAAUUUUCAGGAUCAGAUGAAAAGGGAACUAGCCUACCGAGAAGAAAUGGUGCAACAAUUACAAAUUAUUCCCUAUGCAGCAAGCUUGAUCAGGAAAGAGAAGCUUGGUGCCCAUCUCAGCAAAAGCUAA